ACUGCUGCUGAGUUCAGGGCUGCAAGCUGACGGAGUCCCCAACUCUGCAGGACCUCAAUGUGAAAUGGCAAAAGCUGACAUUGUAAUGUUAGUGGACGGUUCGGGGAGCAUCUCCGGCGAAGACUUUAAGAGAAUGAAAUCAUUUAUAUCUCAGAUAGUCCAAAACUUCCACAUUGGUCCCAACGAAGUGCAGAUAGGUCUGACUCAGUACAGUUACCAACCAAGGACUGAGUGGUACCUGAACACCCACAAAAACAAGCAGUCCCUGCUGGAGGCCAUUAAUGACAUAAAACAAAUGGCUGGAGGCACGAUGACGGGGCAAGCUCUGGAUCACAUCCUUAAUCGGAGCUUUAAACCUGCUGUGGGGAUGCGUGCAGACUCAAAAAAAUACGUGGUUCUGAUCACUGAUGGAGCCGCUACUGACAACGUUACAAUCCCUGCAAAGAAUCUGAAAGAUACCGGGAUCGAGCUUUAUGUUAUUGGUAACAGCAUUUUUCUGUCAGUGUAG
This is a messenger RNA of Fundulus heteroclitus (mummichog), 508 nucleotides long. Its product is annotated as collagen alpha-1(XII) chain-like. The coding region runs from base 65 to 508 and encodes 147 amino acids. The record is from RefSeq and is a predicted model, not a curated record. NCBI's taxonomy places the organism in Eukaryota, Metazoa, Chordata, Actinopteri, Cyprinodontiformes, Fundulidae. The transcript has 5 exons.